Closterium sp. Naga37s-1 is the source of this 631-nucleotide messenger RNA. Lineage: Eukaryota; Viridiplantae; Streptophyta; Zygnematophyceae; Desmidiales; Closteriaceae. The record is from the annotation of a GenBank genome assembly.
CAUUGGUGUGGUGAUGCUGCAGCUCAUCACCGGACGGCCUGCCUUGAUACCCACCGCUGCAGGCAACGACGAUCGGCAAGGCUCCAGCUCUGGCAGCGGGGGAGGUGGCAGUAGCAGCAACAGCAGCAACAGCAUCAGCACAAACAGCUACAGCAGCAACAGCAGCAACAGCGUGCGAACAAACAGUUACACCAGCAGCAGCAGCAGCAUGAGCAGUAGCAGCAGCUCAGUGCACAUUCGAGACUGGGCACAGCACAUGGUAUCGCGCAACAUCACGGCCAACCUGCGCGCCGCCCACCUGCCCUCAGCACCCGACGCCAUCGUGCUGCCCAUGGUGCGCCUCGCCCUCUCCUGCACCGCUUCCGACCCCCUCUCCCGCCCCACUGUCACCGACCUGCUCCGCUCCAUCAAGGCUCUCAAGCGCUCCCUCUCCACCCACCCGCGCCCUGCCUUGCUCGCCAACGCAGGGGCGAGCGGGGAUGGUGAGACCCCCGGUGCUGCAGGCGGUGGGGGCGCUGGGCAGCAGCAGCAGGGCUGGGAGGAUGGCGGUUUCAGUCAGAAUGCAUUAGAUGCGAAGCUGGAUUGGCUCAUGGACGACGAAGAUAGUGGUGUGUUUGUGACAGAUGUGUAG